CUCUUCAUGUGAGCUGGAGAGGCCAAACCGAAUGACACAUGUGCUGUUUCCUUUUCCACUGGUAAAUGGUCAAGAACCAGACAAGAAGCUCCGGAACAAGAGCUGCUUUCUUGCCUGGUUUCUCCCCAGUCCUUCCAGCUGUUGCAGCUUCAUCUGUCUUUGGACUGCGGAUAGGAAAGCCCGACUGACUGUCAGUAGAAAAAUAAUAAUAAUAAUAAAAGGACAGGCGCAGAAAGAGGGGGGCAGUUUUGAAUGCAUACAGGAUGGCUUCUCAAAACAGUACAACAUCUGCUCCGCCUGCAAAUAUUGGAAGCUCUCCUACUGCAGCUGAUAUUGCAGUCAUCGGAGGUGUCAUUGCAGCUGUAGCUUUUGUCUUGAUUUGCCUCUUGGUAGUGAUGCUGAGAUACAUGUACCGGCACAAGGGCACCUACCACACCAACGAAGCAAAGGGAACCGAAUUUGCCGAAAGCGCGGAUGCAGCUUUGAAAAAUGACCCUACCCUUCAAGAAGCCAUGGAUGAGAGCCGGAAAGAAUAUUUCAUCUGAGAGCAAAGGCAGCCCCACUGAGUCAUACUUAGUCAUUCUCUCCUUCCCAAGGGAAUCGAUCAGAGACAUCAAAAAGCACCGGGAUACAGCAAUUGCACAGAGGAGAACAAGGAGACUAAUUGAAAUAUUGCUGCUUGCCCCCCAAAAGAAGCAACGCCGGAUCCAUGGCUGUUUAUUUGAUUUUAACAGCACAACUCAGUUCAAUAUCAGAUCAAGAGAAACAAAACAAAACAAAAACUCAGGAUGAGUGAUUAACUGAUAACAGAUAAUAGCAUCAAAUGUCAAACCUUGACAUUUGGCAAAAAAAUAGCAGGCACCAACUGAAAGCAUCCUCAUAGGCUCGUUGAUCCAUCCCACACUGAUACAGCACCUGAAAGUGAAUUUUAAGCUGCAACCCAACAAACGUUGUGAUGUAUAAAACAGAGGGUCUUGGCACAAGCACUACUUUGAACACAUAUAUUGUAUCCAGAUACUUCGUUUUUCUUAACAUGCAUAAGCUUGCCAGUGUGAAUAUAUAUGUGUAUGUUUGUUUUGAGAAGACUACAAACAAAAGCAACCAGGAUCUGACAGAAAAUGCAAAGAAAUUCCUGAGAAAACUUUUUAAAAUGAAGGGUUUUAUUUCCAGAUAGCUAGUGUGGUGUCAUAAUAAGACUGUGUGCUGGGAGUGUAAAUUGGUUUGCUGGAAGCCUGUGUUGACUUAUAGUUGUUGUUGUUUAAGAAGAGCUGCCCUUGAGCUGCUCUUUCACUGCUCUUCUGAGAUUUUAUAUUUGCCUGUAUUAAACUGGCUCCACCUGCUUA
This is a messenger RNA of Lacerta agilis (Sand lizard), 1343 nucleotides long. It is a transcript of the gene GYPC, whose product is annotated as glycophorin C (Gerbich blood group). The coding region runs from base 264 to 545 and encodes 93 amino acids. Gene Ontology annotation, cellular component: membrane; cortical cytoskeleton. The record is from RefSeq and is a predicted model, not a curated record. The transcript has 3 exons. Lineage: Eukaryota; Metazoa; Chordata; Lepidosauria; Squamata; Lacertidae.